CUUUAAGAGCUCGUGGAGACAAAACGCGUUUACAUUCCGGCUAAAUAAUUUGAAAAUGAGCGGGAAGUGACUUUGAAUGACAUCACACGUCCAUUGAUGUGAUGCGUAGAUGUAACCAUUUUAAUGUUCAUUUAUUUAUUCGUGUUGUUACUCUCGUGGUGCUUUAUAGCGGUCGUCUCGAGAGGAUGGCAGCCGGCGACCAGGACGGCUUGUGUUAUGGUUUUAAUCUCAUUUAAAGUAAGAAAUGACUGAUACACUCUGCAAUGCCUCUGCCAGAGGAGACCUACACCAGGUGUUGCUUUUGUUGCAAAAUGGAGCCGAUGUUAAUGGAUUAAAUACAAGCAAUAGGACUGCACUGCAGGUGGUGAAUUUUGGGAACGUCAAGGUGGUCGAGGCUCUCCUCGAGGCGGGGGCAGACACCAGCGUGCGCGACCCGGUCUUGAAUCUCACCGUGAUGCACGACGCCGCACGCGCGGGAUAUAUAGAUUCUGUACGUAUGCUGAUGGACCACGGGGCAGAUAUCAACCUCACGGAUGAUGUUGGGAACCUGCCGCUGCACCUGGCUGCCAUGGAGGGCAACCUGGAGGCGACCCAGCUGCUGAUCGAACGCACCGCGAACCCCCAGACCCCCAACGGGCAGGGACACACCGCCGGGCAGCUCGCGCACCAACACGGGAGGGUGGACACGGCCAAAUACAUCGACGACUAUUUGAGCUCACACUGAAAGACGACGAGGACGCAGAUGGAAUCCUCUUAAUGCUUCUGCUCGUGCCUACUUUAACAUUUGAUUCUAUAUUUGCUUAAAAAUCCUUCGUUUGUCAUAUUUCUGCUAUGGCUUUAAAACAAAUCAGCUGCGAAUGGAGAAAGUGAACGAAUGUUUAAACAUUUAACGCAGCUGCUUGGAGACAAAGGGUGUAAGUAAUGCUAAUUUGGGAUACUAAAAUAAAAAAAGUUCAAUAAUAUUCAUAAUAAUGUUUGGUUAUAAUAGUUUUUUGCUGUAUUCUCAUGAAGCUAUUUUGUCACAGGAAGUUUCACUACUAAAGUUUUACUACGGAUCCAUGUUUUAUAUAAAGACCAUAUAUAAAUCCAUUUAUCUGAAAUGAGAGUGACUGCCUAUCAACAUAAAGCAUAAUAUCCACUGACCUGUGCAAUCUAAUGAACUAUAAUAGCACUUGUCUGUCUUUGUGACACUUAUAAUGUAUGUUACUGGAACUGGAAAUGUGUAUCACCCCUGUGGAACAUCAUGAGAAGAACUAAAUGUUAUUAGUCUGCUGGUAGAUUAAUGUGAAUGUAAAAAAUAUUGCCAAAGCAUAUGCAAUAUGACAUAAUAAAA
Cottoperca gobio is the source of this 1333-nucleotide messenger RNA. It is a transcript of the gene cdkn2c, whose product is annotated as cyclin-dependent kinase inhibitor 2C (p18, inhibits CDK4). The coding region runs from base 245 to 724 and encodes 159 amino acids. The record is from RefSeq and is a predicted model, not a curated record. Gene Ontology annotation, cellular component: nucleus. Lineage: Eukaryota; Metazoa; Chordata; Actinopteri; Perciformes; Bovichtidae. The transcript is spliced from 4 exons. Gene Ontology annotation, molecular function: protein binding.